Messenger RNA from Acanthamoeba castellanii str. Neff, 1023 nucleotides. RefSeq names its product lipase. Bases 1 to 1023 code for a protein of 340 amino acids. The transcript has a single exon. Lineage: Eukaryota; Discosea; Longamoebia; Acanthamoebidae. Gene Ontology annotation, biological process: lipid metabolic process. The record is from RefSeq and is a predicted model, not a curated record.
AUGUAUUUCCUCGCGCGAACUUUUUCUCGCCUCUUUGGGGCCUCAGCCGCUAGCGCCACCUCCGCUCGCUCGACUCCCAUCACGACUCCGGCGACCCCCUCAACCCCCACCACGACCUCCGCGACUUUGCCCACCCUCGCCUCGAGCUGUUUCGAAUUCUUCACCUUCGCUCACGACCAACACCAACACCAGAAGAAGACCACAACCGAAGAAGAUGAAGAUCUCGGUGUGUCGUUUGUUCUCCUUUCCAACCACUUCGAGAAGAUCGCCUCUUUCGACAACGAUGAGGUCCGCCAGCUGGGAGACUUCUCCAGCCUCGCCUACCUCGACCGCCAGGCCAACCUCGGUGAUGGCUCCUACAACGUGACGGCCUUUGCCACCGAGACCUCGUCGGGCUACGUGAGGACCCAGGGCCGCGAGGUGGUCCUCACCUACAAGGGCACCGACACAGCCACCGACUUCAUGAGCGACUUCAACGCCUGGCCCGUGUCCGACCAGGAGCUCCUGCCCGAGGGGUUCAUCCAUCGCGGGUUCCUGCUGGCCUUCCAGAGCUCGUGGCCGAAGGUCGAGGCCGCCCUCCACCGCCACGCCGCGAGCCAGGGCCUUGGCGUGGCCAAGCUCAACUUCACCGUGUGCGGCCACAGCCUCGGCGCGGCGCAGGCCACCCUGGCUGCGCUUCAGCUGGCCCACCUCGGGGCCUCAGUCGAUCAGAUUCGGCUCCUCACGUUCGGCUCCCCGCGCGUCUUCUCGUGGGCGGGCGCCGCCUACUUUGAGCGCCUCGGGCUGGGCGGGCGCACGCUUCGUGUGGCCGAGAACGGAGCCGACCCGGUGACGAUGGUCAAUCUGGGAAGCCUUGGAUUCAAGCACGUUGGGUUGAAUCUGCGCGUCGAGAAGCCCGCCGCAGCCUGGCCCCAUCUGAUGGAAGGCUACAUGGCUGGCUUCUUGGCCCUCACGACUUCGACCUUCGUGCCGUCCUUCCCCCUGGGCUCCCGUCGCGCCCUUCUCCGCCUUCUCCGCCUCUAA